UUUUGAAUUUUGCUUUGUUAGAAUGUAAACAGAUGUAUUGAAGCUUUGGAUGAACUUGCUUCGCUUCAAGUAACAAUGCAACAAGCUCAGAAGCAUGCUGAAAUGAUUUCAACACUUAAGAAAAUACGAAAGUUCAAGGUCAGCCAAGUUAUUAUGGAAAAAGCAACCAUGCUCUACAACAAAUUUAAGACUAUGUUUCUUGUGGGAGAAGGAGAUUCUGUUCUUUCUCAAGUAUUGAAUAAGUCACUAGCUGAGCAGAAGCAGCAUGAGGAAGCAAACAAAAUCAAAGAGCAGUGGAAGAAGGCACCAAACAAGAAAACUGAAAAGGAGAGAGAGCAAACAGGCACAAAAAUAGUGAAUGGUGCUUCUGAUUCUCAAGAUGCAAACCAGUCACAACAGAAUGGAGACAGCACAGAAGAAAAGAGAGAGAAACUGGAUGCUGGCAAUAAGAAAAACCACAUACAGAAGAAGAUGUGCGCUGCAUGAGUCUCUUUAGAAUUCACUGGUCAUGACAGGCUUGGUUUCUGGGAAGGCAAUUCUGUCACAUUGCUACAUUGGAUAUACUUGUGUCGUUCAAUUACUUUGUUACAUACAAGCAAAAGAGUUUUCCGACUUCAAAGAAAACAUUCACAGAACAGUGAUUCAUUCAGAAACAGGGUGGUGUCUUUUUUUCAGAGCACUCUGUUCUUACACUUAAAUGUAUCAAAAAUAAUUGCUUCUAAUUUUAAUUCAGACAAAGAUUUAAGUGUACCAAGACCAAGGAAGGAAUGAUGAGGCCCACAUGUGCUUGUGUGUAGCCUUUUCCCACUAAACCUCCCCCCCCCAAAAAAAAAACUUUGGCCAACAUUUUUUUCAGCUAAAAGUAGACUCUAAAGGGGCUGUUGUGGUGUGAAAAUGGUGUUCAUAAACACACCAAAACACCGAAAGAGAACCUCUUGAAGUGACUAGAAGUGAUUUCCAGUCAUUCAAAAUUACACUUCUGACAUACCAACACCACCCACCAAGGGA
This is a messenger RNA of Sceloporus undulatus (fence lizard), 1008 nucleotides long. Its product is annotated as lens epithelium-derived growth factor-like. The record is from RefSeq and is a predicted model, not a curated record. NCBI's taxonomy places the organism in Eukaryota, Metazoa, Chordata, Lepidosauria, Squamata, Phrynosomatidae. The transcript is spliced from 4 exons. The coding region runs from base 76 to 486 and encodes 136 amino acids.